CAUCCUGUUUUCCAUCUUGUUUUCCAUCUUGUUUUCCAUCCUGCUUUCCAUCCUGUUUUCCAUCUUGUUUUCCACCAGAAUCCUGCAGAGUCCAAUGGCCAUCCUGAUAUUAAUCAGUGUUUUGUUGUUGCCUGCACCAGCUGCAUCUGAGAAUGAAGUCACUGGGAUUAUAGGAGAGUCUGUUCUCCUGUCCUGUGACCUGAAAUCAUCCACGGCCAUCGACACAGCAAGACUCCGGUUCCAUUGGCAAGACGAGUCCGAAAGAGUGUUGUACUCGUUCAACAAAGGAGAAGAGAAUCAACAUCAGGAUAGUCUUUACACAAACAGAACUAAAGCCUUUGUGUCUGAGAUGAGUUCUGGGAAUAUCUCUAUCAAACUCAGCCAAGUAACACUUGAAGACAAGCAGAACGUCUACAGGGCUUUCGCUACACUGUUUGGCGAGAAUGAUAAGCAUAUCCAACCGUGUCGCACUACCCUACUUGUGGCAGCACGGUUCCCGACACCCAGUGUGACUGUGAACAAGACAAAUAUGAAUUCCACGUGUUCAACCCAGGGUGGAUACCCACAACCAAUGGUCACAUGGACCAUCCAGGACCGUGGGAACCGCACUCUGGACCCGUGGGAAGUACAGACCAACAUUACUCUGGAUUCUGAAAGUGGACUGUACAGCGUCUGGAGCCAAGUGAAUAUAACAGAAAAUCAGACGGUGACCUGCCAUAUCUUCAACCCCGUUCUGAGAGAGACUGUGAGCAACACAACCAUCGUCAGCCCCAGUAAGAGCAUUAACACUGACCCUGCAGGUGAUGUUCAGGAAGGCUUUACUCCCAUCAUUAUCACAAUAGUGAUCAUUGCAGUAUUGAUUCUGUUUUCCAUCGGGGGUUAUUUUGUGUACAAAAAACGUGUGACCAGUAUGUGCUGGCCCUAUAUCAGGUAUGGUUGAUAUCAGCUGGCCCUAUAUACAUUUUAUUCAGUAGUUAGAUGUAUUGUUA
Messenger RNA from Oncorhynchus tshawytscha (Chinook salmon), 989 nucleotides. RefSeq names its product CD276 antigen-like. The transcript is spliced from 5 exons. Lineage: Eukaryota; Metazoa; Chordata; Actinopteri; Salmoniformes; Salmonidae. The record is from RefSeq and is a predicted model, not a curated record. Bases 95 to 940 code for a protein of 281 amino acids. Gene Ontology annotation, cellular component: external side of plasma membrane. Gene Ontology annotation, biological process: T cell costimulation; immune response; positive regulation of T cell proliferation.